AUGGUUUCUUUCUGGCCCUUCAAGGUGCGCUACGCCUCGUCCACUUACUCCUCUCUGCACUCUGCUGACAUGCGACCAUCAGNNGGUCACGACUCUACCUCGGCAGCGUCAUUCGAAAAGCUGCUCUCUUCCCUCUCGUCCAAGAUCAAUAAAGAGACCGCCCGCAACGAUCGUCUGCACCAGGGACAGCGUCGCUACAAAGUACUAUGGACCUUGUACACCACCUUUGCCUACCUACUCGCUGCAACCAUCCUCAUCCUAGUCACUGGCCUGUCAAACUGCACCGCUGUAGAGUACACUGGUCUGGCCGCAUCGCCUGUCCUCAUCUACGGUGUCAGAACUGCCCUUGACGCAUACUUCAACUACCGCCUCGCCUCCUCCCAGUCCUACCUCAACGCCCUGAACAAACAACGCGACGAUGCAAUCUCAAAACUCAAGGAAGCCACAAAGUACAACUCCACCCAGCAGCUGCUGGACAAGUACGGUGGCACUCCCACAAAGUCGCCCCAGCAAAAGACAAGACAGCAACAAGACACCCCCACAAAGAAGCAGCAAUCCGCCCCCGUCAAGCGAACCGGUCUACCUCCUCCACCCACCGCAAACAUCCCAGGCCGCCAACUGCCUCCAUCUUUCCAACCAAUCACCCCUCCUCAACAACCCUCUCAAUUCCAAUCUCUUCCGCCGCAGCCCCAAACCUCUCGCCCCGAACCACAAGCCGACUUCGCACCAAAUGCCUUCACGGCACCUACCCCACGCGACACAAACCCCUAUGCCUCUUCUGGCCCUCGCUGGUACGACAGAAUCCUCGACAUUGUCCUCGGCGACGACGAAACCCUCCCCAAAAACCGCAUCGUGCUACUGUGCCGCAAGUGCCGCUUGGUAAACGGUCAAGCCCCUCCUGGAACACGAUCCCUGGAAGACUUGGGUACAUGGAGAUGCAAGGAUUGCCAUUCUCUCAAUGGCCAAGAGCUGGAAGCCAAAGCAAUGAUUAGGGAGAUUGCUGGCGAGUCCACUGUCAAGGAUGGAGCAAAGGAGAUGCAGGAGGUUCAAGGAGCGGAUAAGAUGGUCGAAGACGAUGAUGAGCAAGAACGGCUCGAAGAAGACGAAGAUGAGGUAAUCUCUGCACCUGCCACGUCUACUAGAAGCAAAGUCAGGCAGCGCAAAAAGUAG
Messenger RNA from Aureobasidium uvarum, 1170 nucleotides. The record is from the annotation of a GenBank genome assembly. Lineage: Eukaryota; Fungi; Ascomycota; Dothideomycetes; Dothideales; Saccotheciaceae.